Caenorhabditis remanei is the source of this 276-nucleotide messenger RNA. RefSeq lists its product as uncharacterized. Lineage: Eukaryota; Metazoa; Nematoda; Chromadorea; Rhabditida; Rhabditidae. The record is from RefSeq and is a predicted model, not a curated record. The transcript has 2 exons. Bases 1 to 276 code for a protein of 91 amino acids.
AUGGAGUUGACCUUUGAAAAAUAUCUGGAGUUGGUUGCUGAAGUAAAACAUGACACCGAAAAACUAGUGAAGUUGAUCAAUGAUACAAUGGAGCUCACUGGAAGCGUGUUGGCUGAUUCGAGAAACUGGUCAUUGGAAAUGGAGCUAAAAUAUCCAGAUCAUGGAAAAAAUACUCUCUCCAUUAACAACCACAUCGUGUCAAAUGAAAGGAAGAGAAAUUCUGCAAUCACGCAUGAUGCUGUCGUCUCAAUAAUACCAGCCAAGAAGUCAUCCUAA